Molecule: messenger RNA, 2280 nt
Organism: Pseudomassariella vexata
Lineage: Eukaryota; Fungi; Ascomycota; Sordariomycetes; Amphisphaeriales; Pseudomassariaceae
Exons: 6
Coding region: 202-2037 (611 amino acids)
Biological process (GO): DNA-templated transcription; regulation of DNA-templated transcription
Cellular component (GO): nucleus
Molecular function (GO): zinc ion binding; DNA-binding transcription factor activity, RNA polymerase II-specific; transcription cis-regulatory region binding
Source: RefSeq, a predicted model, not a curated record
CACCCAUGUCAAUGCACCAACACCGCCGGACCAGAAUUCUUCACUUGCUCUGAACAAUAAGUGCCAAAGAAAAGUACACAAUAAUGCUGAUUGCUCACUUUUGUUAGUCAAGACUCAUUCACAGAUCAACAGAGCAACAGGUUUUCAAUCAAAUACUUUAUGGGUUCGGUUAUAUCGUGACCGUAACCCUCUUGGAGCGCAAUGGAGGACAAUCAGUUCUCACCGGCAUCUUCACCAAGCUCCGGAGCGGCUUUCAGCUCAACUUCCAGAGCCGGCUUCAGACCCGGAGAUGCCAAGGCCCGACACGCUUGCUCGGGUUGUGCCCGGGUGAAAGCCCGUUGCGCCUGGUCUGAUGAGGCGGGUUCCAGUACUUCUUGUCAAAGCUAUGUUUAUAGAUGUCGAAAGUACAAUCUAGACUGUACUCCACGCGAGAUCAGACCACGGAAGGCGAGAGGCAAAUCAACCCGAGUCGUUCAGCUGGAGCAAAAAGUCGAUGGCAUCAUGCAGCUUUUGACAGCAAGCCAGCAUCUCCAGCUAAAUAUGCAUGACCAUUCUCACCUUGUCACUGAUGACCCAGCUCAGCCACCCAUUGCCGAUAAUUCACACGCUCCACAAACACAUGUUUCUCCCAGAAGUCGGGUCUCGUUUCCUACUGAUCACCAGCCUCCAAAGAUUGGCCUAGUUCCCGGCUUUAGCCUCACGUUGGACCAAGGCAACAAGAUCUUGCAUACCUACCGUGAGAAGCUGACCCCUCAUUUUCCGUUUGUCCCAUUGUCUCCGCUGGUGAAUGCGGCUCAAUUACACGAAAGAAGUCCCGUCUUGUUUCAUACCAUUAUCCUCGUGACCGCCCCGCAGGUUCCCAAAAUACAAGAGGCCAUGAAACAUGCCUUCAGGAAGUAUAUUGCCGAGCAGAUGAUCAUACAGAAUUACAAGACCCUUGAGCUACUCCAGGCGCUGCUGCUGUAUAUCUCAUGGUGUGACUUUCGGAUAUACUUCCAAGCACAAGGUACCGACUUCCUACAACUAGCCAUUGCAUUGGUGAUGGACCUGGGUCUCCGCAACCCUCCCGGUCAUUCAUGGGGCCUACUACCGCAGUCUCUUGUGGAGGAGGCGGCUCUCGCUAUGAGGAGUCAAGGCCAUAGAGGAGAACAUACCUUGGAGGACAAACGAGUGGUUUUGGGGUGUUUUUACCUCGCCACUCUGACGUCAACUCUCUUCCGGAGACCACAGGGGUUCGCUUUCAACGACUACCUGGCCAAGUGCUGUGAUGAUAUCGGCACCAAAAACAUAUACUCCACAGACCUACAGCUAGUAGCUCUGGUACGAAUCCAACGCCUGCUGGCUCGUGUUAAUACCAUCUUUCCACUCGAUAGCGACGGUCGAGGGGUCUACUCAGCGCCACACGCUCUGAGCACUGCUUCGAUCCGUAAAGAGCUCGAGGCUCUGGUCGACAGUCAACCCGAGGCAGUAAAGUCAAACUAUCUGUUCUGGACCCACUACCACAACGCCAUCGUCCGCAUCUAUGAGCCGGCGGUCUACAUGGAAGCCUCAGUCGACGGACCCCAAGUCUUCCAACGAUCCGAAGCCCUGUGGAACUGUUUACAAAGCUCCCAGUCGUUCUUUGAAUCCCACUUCCUCGCCCCGAUGACGAUCCACCCCGUGCGGCCCUUCACCUGGACGGCCUGCGUCGCCUUCGGCAUCGUUACCUUCUCUCGCCUGCUCCACAUCGAAAACUCGCCCGACUGGGACGUGGAGCUCGCGCGCAAGACAGCCGAUUUUGCCUCCGUGGUUGAGCGGCUUUCAGACCAGUUUGAUGAGCUCGAGAGGCUUGUUGUGGCGGAUCCGGAGUCGUCUCCGGGGAUGAUUGGGGUCAAUAGCUUCUUUGCGCAGAAGAUUCGGUGGAUUAAGAAUUGGUAUCUAUCCAGGAUCCCGAAAGAUGCAGAUUUGCCACUCGUUCCGCCGGGGUCAUUCCCGGAGCUUGGAAAUCCUGAUAUUGGGUCUCUUUGGGGCGUUUUUCUUGAUACGUCGCUGAUCUAGGGGCUGGGGAGAUAAACGGUGUUCUGGAUCGAAAGGGCGCCACCUAUUUAGCUUGAAGAUUGAGGUUAUAGUGGACUGUUCCAUUUUUCACUACACCUCGGAUAGACACUACCAGAUGGUACUGAACGGUGCUAGAGCAAUUAUGAAAGCCACACUCAAAGCAAAGCAUUAUGGCCCAUGUAUAAACAUUCAUGCGUCGAACUUCGAUGUCUAGGACCUUCCCGAUAGGCUCCCCUAAGCCUC